This is a messenger RNA of Anguilla rostrata (American eel), 3381 nucleotides long. It is a transcript of the gene metap1, whose product is annotated as methionyl aminopeptidase 1. Gene Ontology annotation, molecular function: metalloaminopeptidase activity. Lineage: Eukaryota; Metazoa; Chordata; Actinopteri; Anguilliformes; Anguillidae. Gene Ontology annotation, biological process: proteolysis. The transcript has 11 exons. The coding region runs from base 223 to 1383 and encodes 386 amino acids. Gene Ontology annotation, cellular component: cytosol. The record is from RefSeq and is a predicted model, not a curated record.
UGCGUCCAUGUGUGUUUUUAUACAGUCUAUGGAGUGUUUACGGCCCCUCAUGCAUAUUCAUAACUGAAUAUUGACACUUUCGCUUGGGCGAUUGGGACACAACUUGGUGCGAAGUUGAGUAUCUGUUGGGUGUGCAUCAUCUCUGCUGCCCCUCCCGGGCUGGGGUCCUCGGCUCUUCGCUGCCCCUCCCCACUCCCUCCAGCUCUUCCUCUCCGUGUCAGCAUGGCGGCCGUGGAGCCCAGAGAAUGUGAGACAGACGGCUGCAGCAGCGAGGCCAAGCUGCAGUGCCCAACCUGCAUCAAGCUCGGAAUCCAGGGCUCGUAUUUCUGCUCCCAGGAGUGCUUCAAAGGGAGUUGGUCCACCCAUAAACUGCUACACAAGAAAGCAAAGGAAGACAAGAGCAAGGACGAGACAAAGAGCAGUGUGGAGAACGACGUUAACACAGACCCAUGGCCUGGCUACAGAUACACGGGCAAACUGCGCCCACACUACCCGCUGACCCCAAAGCGGCCCGUUCCAGAUAACAUCCAGAGACCUGACUAUGCAGAGCAUCCUUUAGGGAUGUCCGAGUCUGAGCAGACCAUGAAGGGGACGUCCCAGAUUAAGAUUCUCUCUCCGGAGGACAUCGAAGGCAUGAGAGUCGUGUGCAGGCUCGCCCGAGAGGUGCUCGACAUCGCCGCCCUGAUGGUGAAACCUGGCAUGACGACUGAGGAGAUCGACCACGCCGUGCACCUGGCGUGCACGGCGAGGAACUGCUACCCCUCGCCCCUCAACUACUACAACUUUCCCAAGUCCUGCUGCACGUCCGUCAACGAGGUCAUCUGUCACGGCAUCCCGGACCGGCGCCCCCUGCAGGACGGAGAUAUUCUCAACGUGGACAUCACCGUUUACCGCAAUGGGUACCAUGGAGACCUUAACGAAACCUUCUUUGUUGGGGAAGUGGAGGAAGGGGCGCGAAGGCUGGUCCAGACGACCUACGAGUGCCUCAUGCAGUCCAUCGACGCGGUGAAGCCAGGCGUUCGCUACAGGGAGCUGGGCAACAUCAUCCAGAAGCACGCCCAGGCCAGCGGGUUCUCAGUGGUGCGCAGUUACUGUGGCCACGGCAUCCACAAGCUGUUCCACACCGCGCCCAACGUGCCACACUACGCCAAAAAUAAAGCUGUGGGGGUGAUGAAGCCAGGCCAUGUGUUCACCAUUGAGCCUAUGAUCUGCGAGGGGGGGUGGCAGGACGAGACGUGGCCGGACGGCUGGACGGCGGUGACCCGGGACGGGAAGCGCUCGGCGCAGUUUGAGCACACCCUGCUGGUGACGGAGACGGGCUGCGAGAUCCUCACGCGCCGCCUGGACGACAGCGGCCGCCCCCACUUCAUGAGCCAGAUGUAGAGCGGACCGCGGUGGCCCCCGACGGUCCCGCACACGCACAGAUACGCACACACACACACACACGCAUACAUACACACUUAGACACACACACACACGCAGACAAACACACACACACAUAAACACACACACACACACACACAAACACACACACGCGCAGACAAACACACACACACACACGGACACACACACGCAGACAAACACACACACACACACACACAAACACACACACGCAUACAUACACACGUAGACACACACGCAGACACACAUAAACACACACAGGCAGACACACGCGCACACACACACGCAUACAUAUAUACAUACGCACAAACACAGAUGCACACACACUCACACAUGCGCAUACAUACAUACAUACGCACAUACACAGAUGCACACACUCACACAAGCAUACAUGCCCGUGCACAGAUACAUGCACACAGACACAUACACACACGCAUGUGCACACAUACAUACAUAUACACGUGCACACACAGACACACACUUGCAGACACUCUCACACACACACACACACACACACACGCGCGCGCAGACACAGGGACACACAUGCACACACACAGACACAGGGACACACAGACACACACACACACACACACACACACACACACACACACGCGCGCGCAGACACAGGGACACACAUGCACACACACAGACACAGGGACACACACAGACACAGGGACACACACACACAUGCACACACACACACACACACACAGGACUGUGACAGAGCACUGUUUACACACCACCCUGCCGCGGCCUCAAUCCUGGGCCUCUCCUUCGGUAUUUUCCUCCAUCUUCGAUUUUACGCUGAUACUUGAAUACAUCUGGAAUCAAAAUCAACUGUGUGGGAUAUUUUCUUUUUACGUGGGGUCACCCAUUUUUUUUUUUUUUUUUUUUUUUAAUAAAUUUUCCGCCGAUCUCAUUUAAGACAAAGAUUGCUAUUUAAACGAAAAUAUCGCUAGAGGCUUAUUUAUGAUACGCGGAGUUUAUUUAUGACACGCACGUACGUUUUCGAUGUUACCAAGGACGUCGUCCUCGCCGCCAAGCUUGGAUUCCGUAGAGGCGAACCGCACGAGGGUGCUUAAAUUUAGAAUGUACUGUCGGAAUGUACGCCGCGCCGUGAGACUCUCCUCCGGUCGUCCGCGGGGGGAACCCGCACACAGUUCCAUCGCGUCGCUUUAGAAGCCGAAAUGCCGAUGGCCCGGUCCGAGCUUGUGGUUCGCAGUAGAAGAGUCGAUUGGCUAGGAGACGGUUAUUAUUAUUAUUAUUAUUUUAAAACCGCCGUCCUUUCCGCCAGAGCACGGAGUAGCGCGCUCAGCCUUACCGUCGGAGAACGCGCGAGCCUGCUAAGACGGACCGAGGGAACGCCGGCGUCGAGCGAUCGACUUUUCACGCUGAACAUUUUCGUAUUUUACGCGACAGUGCUCUCACGUCCCUGUACUUAGAAACUCCAGUCAUCCCGCACCAUUUCCAGGCCUUAUCUUCGUGAUUCUGAGACCAUUUUAUUUUUAUUUUUGUAUGUUUGAUGUGGACGUUCGCCGUUGAGUAUUAUCCCCCCCCCCCCCAGGCAACGCAGACGUCGUCCUUUCCUGUACUAAAGCUAAAACCGGCACCGCAAAAAUAGAAAAGAAAAUAAUAAAAUCAGUCAGGAUUGUUUUCGCCCAGUUCUGCCAAUACAGAAAUUAUUUUACCCAAAUCACGUUAAUUUUUUAUUUAUUUUUUUUUAAAUGCAACUUUGAAGUGAUGUUGGUGAGGCUCUGGUUGUCAGUGGUGUCUCACUUUUCUGUAUGUGCGUGAGAAGGGUUGUGGGCGGUCCUUCGGCCUCUCCCUCACUCUGAUUGGCUGGCCUGGAACGUUGAAGUGUCACCGUUGUGUGAAGUCAUUCGGUGUUGAAUGUGCCCAGAAGCGGAAGACCACGGACAGCCGAACACUCCUAUUGUAUCAGUGUUGAUUCAAACGGCAUUAAAUAAUAUAUUCAUUGUG